UGUGGAAUAAUAUUUAUAAGGAGUUUGUGAAGGGAACAGCCCUAAGAAUUAAAGUCAUAAUUAUCAAAUAGGAGAGAAGGAGAAUGUUUGUGUCUGGGCAAGUGGAUCCCUUCCACCAUCUGAAAAUCCUCCCAAACUCAGACGGCACCAUCACUCGCCUACGUGCAGACCCACACACUCAUCCAACUUUCGAUCCCACCCUCCCCAUCCCCGUUCUCACCCAAGACACAACCAUCAACCAAUCAAACAAAACCUUCGCCCGCAUAUUCCUCCCACGUCCUGCGCUCCAUAAUUCCUCCACCAACCUCCCUCUCAUCGUUUUCUUCCACGGCGGCGGCUUCAUCCUAUUCAGCGCCGCCACACACUUCUUCCACGACGCCUGCGUAAACCUCGCAAAAGACACCAAUUCCAUCGUCGUUUCCGUCGACUACCGUCUCGCCCCCGAACACCGACUCCCCACUGCCUAUGACGACGCCGUCGAAGCGCUUCACUGGCUUAAAUCCAAGCCACACGAUUGGUUGAGAAACCACGCCGACUAUUCCAACUGUUACCUCAUGGGAAGUAGCGCCGGAGCGAACAUCGCGUACCACGCGGCUCUACGUGUGGCGGCCGAAACUAGCUCUGAUGGGAUUAAUUACCUGGAGCCACUUAAGAUCCGAGGGAUGAUAUUGAGUCAACCGUUUUUCGGGGCCACAGAGAGGGUUCCUUCUGAGAUGAGGCUUGCGGAGGAUCCGGUUUUGGCGCCGCACGUGUGUGACGUGCUGUGGGAUCUGUCGUUGCCAGUUGGGGUUGACCGCGAGCACGAGUAUUGCAAUCCUCGUGGUGGCAAUGGCGGCGUGAUUUUGGAGAGAGUGAGGGAGCUGGGGUGGCGCGUGUUGGUGAGUGGGUGCCAAGACGACCCUCUGGUCGACCAUCAGAUUGGUCUGGCCACACUGGUGGCGGAGAAGGGCGUUCCCGUUCUGACGAACUUUAGUCUAACGGGAUCCCAUGGAGCUGAAGUUCGCGAUCCUCUCCACCAAAACCGGCUCCAUCACCUCGUUAAACAUUUCAUUGCUCCUCCUCCUCCCUCCAUCCACAAUUUAUCACCUCAAAACUCUGCUUAACUAACCCCUUUCCUUUUUCUUAAGAUCUAUCCUUACGUUUUUACUCUUGCCAUAAUCUUAUUUUUCUCUAUCUUUCUUUCAUGCUAUCAUGUAUUUUUAAGUUUUAUAUGUAACCAUUCACACGGAAAUUUUACGUCAACACAUUUUUU
Molecule: messenger RNA, 1252 nt
Organism: Vigna umbellata (rice bean)
Lineage: Eukaryota; Viridiplantae; Streptophyta; Magnoliopsida; Fabales; Fabaceae
Source: RefSeq, a predicted model, not a curated record